Molecule: messenger RNA, 11658 nt
Organism: Porites lobata
Lineage: Eukaryota; Metazoa; Cnidaria; Anthozoa; Scleractinia; Poritidae
Source: the annotation of a GenBank genome assembly
AUGAUGUCUCAGACAGAACUUUUAGCCUGGUCAGAGCCGGACACGAAAUUUUUUGCCGACAAUCUGCUGGGAGUUGAAGAUUGGGGUUAGUAUUUUUGCAUGCGUCUUCAACGUACGCUUGGGUUUCAGCUGAAACCAGAAAAUGAAAUUUGUUUAGCUCAUUUAUCUCACCUAUACUUUCUUAUUUUUAAUUUUAGGGGACUCUAUCGCAGACGUAAAAUUCAAUCCGGAGGAUUUACUUUUAGGAAGCGAAAGCCAAAGCUUGGAAAUGGAGGUAAAAUAUCUAGCUUCAGACGAUGUCGCUCUGUGUCAUUUCAACUUGCGUGAGUCACUCGUGCGUGAACUUUAUUAGCUUUCCUUUCCAAUUAAAACGCGAACGUCAUGGUUAUUCGUCUAGAGUAGUUCAUCUUCAGUGACUUAAUGUGAGCAAACCCUUUAUUCUACAUCCUUAGUCAUAAAAUCUUUAUAAAGGAAGCCUCUAAGUUGUGUUAAAAACAGUUCCGUGGUUGCUUGCAAUUCGGCCGGCCUGAAAUGUGAGACUUGAAGCAAAGCUUCCGCAUGCAAAAUAUUUUUAGCAUUAUCGUUUCUAGAGGAAGUACUAACAAAUGAAUUCGAUAUCUUAAGAGUUCUUAUAAAUGAAAGGAUAUUAUUCUUAGAGAAUGUCACAUGCAAUAAUUCUAAGGGUUGCGCUCUAAAAAAAGGUUUUAGUUCUGUGAAUAUAAUCGCUGUGGCCAGCUGUUAUUAGUAUUCAGUGUAGUAUUCCUUAGAAAACCAAACACUAGACCUUACGUUUUACAGCUAUUAAUUUUUUAGUAUUCGUGUUUAAAUCCCUCUUUUGGCUAGUCUUUUUUGACAUUUGCAAUGCGUUUUUCCUAUGCACUGAGAGAUCGAUAAUGUCAGACAAAGGGUAUUGUGUAACAAUGCUGCUGUAAAAUCUUGCUUCCAGGGCGACCGUAACUUUCUUGAACUAUGCUUUUAGACUGAUAACGACAAAUCCAUAUUUUUUUCAGACUAAUUGUGUCCUUGUUAACCUGAUUUUUCAGAUACGUUGUGUUAGUGAAAAAGACCCAUAUUUAUAUUUUUAAUGGAAAUAGGUGUAAAAUAUUAUUUUACCAUUCGCUAUAAUGCGUCUUCUGUUGCAAUUUUAAUGAAACAUGUUUCGUUGUUGAUUUCUUCUGCUAAGGACAAAGACGAUCAAUUCAGUGAAUUUUUAUCAAGUCUUGCUUCUGAUCCCCCUUCACCUAUGCUUGAAGAUUUCAAUUUUACUUCAGGUGAGUUCCUCAAGAAAUUUAUUAAAAUAUUACAUCAGUCUGUUCUUGUUUGGGAUUAUUUAUUCAGCUUUCUCUAUAAAUGUAAAUGUUUCUCAUGUAAAUGCCAACUAUGCUGUCACUCAACAGGUGUCUGUGUUAAAGAAGAACCUCCUUCUCCUUCCUCCUCAAAUUCAUCUUGUGCUUCUCUACCAAGCUCACCAGAAAAUCAGGUACACAGAAUAUCAUUAAAGUAGAGAAUGGGAGAUACCAUAGUAACUUGAAAAAUAUCGUUGAGAGAAUUUCCAAAAUUGUCCACACAUAAAAUGUAAGUUGUAGGUUAGAAUGGUCCCAACUUGUAGUUUGAUUCUCAAUUUCCAAACUCUAAUUAUUCAUGAAGUUAGAAAACAAAAGAAAAUGAGAAUUUUAAACCUACAAAAGUGCCAUUUCCAAGUUGUCCCAAACCUCUGUUCUAAAGCGAACGUCAUGCUACGUGUGAAUCCAUUAAUAUGAAAAUGAUUCUUUAAUCUCGUGCAAAUAAAAGUCUUUUUUCCAAGAAAGAUUUUGCAGUUAGCCUUGUUUUAAAAGUGAGAGGUUUUGGAACUAGUAGAUGGCUUAUUAGGUUGAAACCAUUUUAACCUUACCUUCAUUUUGACCUGUAAAACAUAUGUCAAUUUUUAAAAAGAACCUACAAGAAAUGUCUUCAAUAGUUGAGUCUAAAUGAGGAAAAGUUAAUGUACAGAAUUUUUAUGCUGAGCUACAGUGUAUAGUCAGGUUCAUCACACAUGUAUAAAAAGUUACACAUGAUGUCCAUAGCAGAAUCACAUUCAUCCAUUUUAUAUGAAUCAGUAAUUUUGAUAUUAAUUUUUCUGAAGAAAGAAAUUGUUUUGUAGUCAAUGGAAGAAUACUAUUUACAUAAUUUAUUUCUACACCAUAUUUGGUUAAUGUAUUUAUUUAAACACACACCAUAAUAAGUCAUGAAUACUGUGACACCCCAUACCUUUGCGUUUGACACCUUUAUUAAAUUGCAUUCAAGGGAUCCAACAUUUUUUCAAAGGAGUUAAUGAAAGAAUAUUCAAACAUCAUUAUGCCGGAGAAUUCCUUCUAAGUGUGGAGGGAAGUGAAGUUUGGAAGAUUUGAGUUUUUUUAAGCAUAGAUCGAUUCUCAAAUUUUUUGUUCUUCAUUCAAGUUGCAGCCUGCAGUGAAACAACAGUACAAAGAAUCAACAAAUAGCAAAUCUUUGUUGUUUCCAUGUUGAUUUACAAGUAUACUUUGAGAAUUAUUAAGGGACUGGAAAAAUCAUCUGUCAUAUUGGGAGUACAGUAAAUGUAUUGGUGUCUGUUCCAUACAUGUUACUAUAACUUGAACAAAGAAUGCCAUCUUAUACCUCCAGGCUUCAUUAUAUAUGUACAUGUACAUGUAUAUGUAGAAAUUAGCUGUUCUUGGGUUUCACUUUAUUAUUCAUUGUAUACUGGUAUUUAAACUAAAAUUCUGCAUACAUGUAAACCUAGAUUGGUAUUGUUAUUAUCAUCAUUAUCUGGGUUAUCAUCCUCAUCACCUUCAUCAUCAUCAUCAUCAUCAACACAAUUAUCACCAAUUCUUAGUCACGUAAUGGGGAAUAAAAUGUCCAUUCAAUUUAUAUCUGGUGUAAAAAAAUUUCCUUAAUCCAUAAUUAAUCCAGUAAUAAUAUUACAAUAUUAUUCAAAGUGUUGUUUCGUUUCUUGCAGUUUCUUAUAAAUGGAGAAAGUUCACCUGUCCAUCAAUCUAGUGAUUCAGAUUUUGUGUUGCCGCAAACUAGCCUUCUACCAAAUGCUCUAUGCAUCAAAACAGAAGCUACUCUUACGCCAGUGUGUAGUGUAAAACAAGAAAGAACACCUGUGGCAUCAUGCAAUGUCAAACCCAUUCAACCAAUGCCAGUUACCUCUGUUCCUGUCAGUAUCCAAAAAACUCCAGUUGCCAAACCUGCGGCAGGUAUAGUGGUUGUCUAGAUUAAAAUUUUCUAGAUCUUAUCAGUUUUACCAAUUUCUGUGAACUCUCUUCCUGUAGACCUGUUUCUCAUGUCUGAAAGUAAAUUCAGUUAUUACAGCCAGUGGAUACAUUUUCUCAAAAUGUUCAUUUGCAAAAUAAACUAGAACCAAUGUGAGAAAGAAAAAAGGCUAUGGUAACUUUCCUUGAAAUCCUAGAACUCUCAAGACGAAUGAUUCAUGUCUAUGACUCAAAAAAAAGUUGGCUGUUUAUCCAGUGUUGACUUGAAUAAGUGAUUAUGAUAAGUUGGUUCACCCUUAGUAUUGACUUGAAUAAGUGAUUAUGAUAAGUGUCAGCCCAGAAUAAUUACCCUUUCAACAACAAGGCAGUGCUAACAUGCACUCUCAGAGGCUUAUGCAGCAAUGCAGCUCAUUGACUCUGAUGAGCAAGAAGAAAAAGUGGUUAAGCCAUUCUAAAAACUGAGUAAAUUAUUGUUUUCAUUGUUGUUUUUGUAGUAUUUUUUAAAUUGUUUUUGCUGAUUAGUUACCACGGUAGUUGUUAAGGGUGGGACAUCACAUUGUUGUUUUUUGUUCAGAUCUUUCUUGGUAAGUGGGGUUGGGCAUGGACCUUCAAGACUGACUUGCUGUAUUUUGUAAAUGUUGUGCCAAUUUCACUAAAUAACUAAAAGAAAGAAAGAGUUAAGGUUAAUAUUACAGUGUGUUAAUCAUAAGUGAAAUUUAUCACUUCCCCCAAAAUAUAUUUUGUCCUCAAAUAGACACUGCAAAAUUUGAGCAACACCACAACACAUUUAGAAACAGAUAUGGCCAGUGUUUUUUAAGGGUGGUUUAAAGUUAUGGUACGUCUAUGUAAGGCCAUUUUAAAUUUGUCUGCUCAAUUUAUAUCUUGUGGAAUAACUCAUUCAAGUCUUUUCUUGUUACCAGGUAUUCCAGUCUAUAUUCCUUGUACUGGCACAAUACCAACCAAGACAGUGGUAUCUGUUGUGGUUGGGGUAAGAGUCUUACAAAAAUUUAUUUUAAUGCUUAUUGAAUUCAUGUAUUAAAAUUUAUUUAGAAAUGUUGAGACUCUAGUUUUUAUUAUGCUGAUACAGACAGUACAAAAUUAAUAGUCUUAAACGGAUGGAAAUUCAUGUUAAAAUGCACACAGCAUUGCCAGAUCCAGACCUUGAGAUAAGGGGGAGGCCUAGUCAUCCAGACCCUUAGAUAAGGGUAGGGGGGGGGGUCCCUCCAAAAAAUUGUUUUGGCCCUUCGGGCCGCAGUUUGGUCUAAAAGUAAGGGGGGAAUGAGCCCCCUGGCUCCCUCCCCUAGAUCCACCACUGCACAGGGUGCAUUUUAUCAUCACAGACAUAAUUAUGAGGAGUAAUUUUUGGUUUUAUUUUGUAAAUUUUAUUAUAGAGCAAAGUUAAUCCUGCCAUUCCCAAGACAGUAAAUGCAAGUGUAACUGCAACCAGUUCUUCCACAGAGGCUGAUGUGAGUAUUGUCGAAUGUGGCUUUGAUUUUAACAGCAUAAAUGUAGCUUUACCAACUCUGUGCUUGCAGUCAAUGCUCCCUGCACCUGUAUUUUCUUGGACAGCCAUUGAACAUGUAUUUGAAACCUUUUAAAAGAUACUCAGUGUUGUACGGCUCUUAUGUAUGUGCUUUGUGUAGUUCAUUUUGGAGGAUGUUACAAAAUUUUCAGUCAAGAUUUGUUUAGCACCAAAGGGCUGAGUAUUUUCCCUAGCUACUAUUAAUCUUCCCCUCUGGCUACAAAAGGAAAAUAGACCAAACCAAAGAACUUCCUAGCUGUUCAAUUCCUGUCUACUGCAUACGCCCUUGGAACAUACAAGGCAUGUAAAUCUCAGUGAGAUCCCUGUACAUGUCCAAGACACUGAUAUGUGCAUCGCCCAAAUGAGUUUGCACCAAUUUUCCAUAAUCAUUUAUUUAUUGUUGCUGAUCUUACAGGCAAAGCUUUUAAAGAGACAGCAAAGAAUGAUUAAAAACAGAGAAUCCGCUUGCUUAUCAAGAAAGAAAAAGAAAGAGGUAUUUGAGAGAUGCAAUGUAAUCGUUAGCUCCAUUGUCUUUAUACCCUGGGGGAAGGUGAGGCACUCCCUCUUAUGACCUAUAGGUCAUAGGUUUGUGUAGGUUUGUGUAGCCCCAUACCCUUUAAGGCCAGAAAUUGGAUAAGGUUUUGUGCCCUUCUGGAACCUGGGUCUGUUUAGUUGGAGGGUUGUGGGGGAGUGGGAAGGUUCUUAAUCAUGUAGAACUCCUAAGUUUGAGAACAGCAAUUUAGUUCUACAAUAAGGUACUGAGAAAUUCGAUUAUUUUGGUCUGAAAACAGUGUCAAGGUUUCAAAACACGUGGCACCCAUCCCCACCCAAAAUUUUCAGGGCUCCUUGCUUCUCCUCUCUCAGUCUUCUUUAACAAGUGCAGUUAGAGGAUGGUCCUGUACUUAGAAGAGCUGAUGUCAGGUCUCAUUAGUGCAUAAAGCGGGAUGUCAAUGUAUUUUUUUAUUCUUCUAGUAUUAUUUAUUUUAUGUUUGAUCAUUAUUUUUUAUCAUUUGUGGAAGAGGUUAAGGGUUCAUUAAAAUUGUUACUCAACAGUACCUACAAAGCCUUGAAAGUAAAGUGAAGGAGAUUUCAAGCUUGAAUGAAUCAUUGAGAGUGCAGAAUGAAAGCUUAAAAAGGAGAGUCGGUGAACUAGAGGCAGAGGUUUGUGACCAUUCAGUAUUGUGGGUAGUAACUCCUCAAUGAAGGUGCACACUGUAUGUUCUUACUACUAGCUUGCGGGUAAGCUCUCCAUAUUGUGAAAAGUAGAUGCGCAAGAGGCUCACCCAAAUAGGAGAGCUUGCUUGCAGGCUAUCUUACUACAGGGUCUGCGCAUGCCUUGAAAGUUCUUGAAUGUCCGUGAAUAAUUUCAAAUAGAUAUUAAAGACAUAAUAAUCAUAAUAACUUUAUUAAAGUCUCAAGCUUCUAGCUUAGCACCACUGCUGAGACUGAUCGACAUUUAAGUACAUGUAUAUGUACUUGAAAAUUGUAGUGGAAAGUCCUUGUAAUUUGUUGCCUAGUUCAUACAACUCAGAUUCAACAAUAAAAUGUUCCCGGCAGAAUAGUAAGCAUAACGAAGUAGUGAAAAGCAGAUAAAAACGAUUAUUAUUGCCUUGAUUUUGUACAGCAUGGAGUUCUUGAAAAAAGAGAAUUGUGUCCUUGAAAAUCCUUGAAAAGUCCUGGAAUUUUUUAUUUAAAGCACGUGUACAAACCCUGCUCCUUAGUGAACUUGAUUCUUAAUCUUUAUCCAGCUGCUUCUCUGCCGCUGAAUAAGUGAAGGCAGACAAACUGUCUUUGUUUAAAUUUUUUUAUUGUAAAUUGAUAGAAGAUGGCUAAUUUAUUAUUCCAGCCAAUGAUUAUGUAUUUGUUUAUUAACAGAACAAUCUAUUGCGGAGUCGUCACCCUGAACUGACGAGUACCAUAAAGAAAUCUACCUGCGUUUUAGCAGUUAUUUUGUUUGUAGCUUUGAACGUUGGUCCUUUUAGGUGAGUAAUUCUAGAAAUAAAAUAAAAUAAAAUAUGAGACAGUUUUACACUGUUUAAGAAAGCCUACAGACAUUUUGUGUAGUCAAGUGGAGGAAAAUACAGCCACUGCUUUUUUGCUUUUUGGCUUCCUCUGUUAACUAUAUUCCAUUUGCCACCAUAAAAUUUGGAAAAUUUGGUUCACAAGUUUUUGUUGAAUGGUUUGUAACAAUAACAAUCACACAGCAGAUAAAACCAAGGCAUAAGUUUACUUUUGUUUCAAUAGCUGGACUAUCAAGCCCUAUUUUAAAAAUAUUACUUCAUUUAAUUAAAUGUGUUAUUUUCAACCACAGCAAUUUGAAAGAACAGUGGAAAUUGAACAGAGGCGAUCUUAUUCCCAGUUCUAUGAUUCAUCAUGGAAGAGCACUUUUAAAUUACCAAGGAGACGACGAGAGAACUGACCUUGAUAAGCCGUUAGUGUUUGGACCUGUCAGGCAGACAGUUGCCAAAGCAGCAGAUCCAAGCAUGCUUAACACAUCUCAGAAGAAGUCGUCAUUAUUUAAGAGCAUAAACACUGAAAGAAGGGAUUUAAUGGUGAUUAAGAACAAAUGGGAUUUCUUAAAUGAUCCGAGGCAGAGGCGAAAGAUCAGUAAAAAUAAGAGGAGGAAUUCCAAGUCAAGACAAAAGAUUGAAAGUAAACAGAGAAAUGGGACGCUAGACGAUCAGUUUUACUGUCCAACUUCAUUUAACAAGACAGAAGUUACCAGGUAUAGUUGUUGCCCCUGUCCAAAGUUAAUUAUUUUCUUUUUUCUAUCUCUUUUAUUUCCAGAAAGUUCCUCCCAUUACUGCUUUUCCGCUUGUAAUUAUCGCUUGUAUAAACUGAAUUAGUAAAAUCCAACUGGUGGUCUAUUAUCAAUGCUGCGUUCUCAUUGGGUGAGCUACUACUAGGCUAUAUAUUAUAGCCCACAAGUACCGCAAAGCGCCGGCUUUUUGGCAGCCAAAAAGGCUUUAAGUCUAGCUUUAAGUAGCUAAAGUUGUUUAGUCUCGGUAUUUUUGACCAACUAGUUGGAUUUUACUAAAACAAUUAUUCACUUGUUGGAAGUCUUCAAACCAAUCAAACAUCUAUGUCGUUUUUCCUUUUUGUUUUGUGGGAUUUCACUUUUACACUAGGUAGAAACAAGGGUGAAAUGUUUAAAAUACUUUAUAAGCAACGUCGGAUAUAUAUUUACGUGUCACCUUGUUUUCGUUGAAACCGCGUCGCGACGGAGAAAAGAUAUUUCCUUAGAUGAGGCAGCGAAUACUUGUGUUAUCCUCCACGGUUCGUCGAAUGUAUCUUAGGCACUAGACUACAACCAGCCUCUCUUUUUUCUCAGUCGGUCGAGCGAAACGCGCAAGACGUGACAUCGACCAGGCGUAUGAUGGAAGGCGCGAGAUGGAAGAGAGACUGUUAGCAAUCUACUUAGGCACUAAAUUUUCAUCCCUUUCUUUCUUUAACCAGCUUCAAUUUCAUUCCGUCUGCGAUCGAGACGUAGUUCGUUUGUUUAAAAAAUAUUGAAAAUUUGAAACAUCAUUUCUUAGCUCACAUCGGACUGGAAAACAAAAUCGGUAUAAUCCACAUAAAAUUGUCCUUGUAAUAAAUAGCCAACCAUGCAACGUUUAUAUGUAUCCCGCAGAAUAAACGAAGCCCUGGUUGGAUGGGUGAAAAGAUACGAAGAUCAACGUGUUUUAAAACAGCAAAAACACCGACGCAGGCAGACCAAGGUGGGACUGACUCUUCAUCACAAUCUUUUCUGUUAUUUGCUUUUUUCAUCUUUAGGCUAUGUUCAUACUGUACUGGAUUGAUCGGGUAACUUAUAGUGUGAACAGAACCGGCACAGAAGUGGAACUGGUCGUUCACACCCCUCAAACAUUAGGGUCCCCAAUAGGGUUCUUCAAUCCCGUAAUCCCGACCCAAAAUUUCGUUCAAGCUCGUACUCCCGAGGGUUGUUUUUGGCAGCCCACCUCCCGCGCAAACUUCCAAUCCCGAAUCUCGCCCCGACUCUGCUUUAGAAUCCCGAAUCCCCAGCCCGAAAUAAGGGAAAUCCAGGAUCCCGAAAAACCUAUUGACGACCCUCAGGCAUCGUGCCGGAGCUGUUGGCCGAGAGGGUUUGGUUCUCUAAUUCCCAAUCUUCACUCCUGAAAAUUUACUUCCGUCCAAGUGGGUUCCAGUCCUCCUUUCUACUUUUCACUUCCGCCACGGUCCGACUGUUCACCCUGCACCAUUAAGUGUGGCACAGAACCUAUCCGAUAUGUGACGCUCCUCUUUCCAAAUCGGCGCGGCGCAGCUUCGCGCUUGUUGCAGAUUUCGCGCCGAAAUCACUGUUCUUAUAAAUUAUGUAUAAAUAGACGCUCUAUCUGGUAUGAUUAAUUUCUUACCGGAGUAAAACUGAGGAAAAAAUGAGGAAACAGAACUAUGCUAACACAGUGUGUUUUAAUUCACUUUAGGUGGAGUCCGCCAUCAAAGAGCUGGCCUUGAGAUUUGCUUCCAACUGUACUUCAGAUGUAAAGCGAAAAAUAAACAGGUAAUUAGACUUGUGGAAUGAGAUCUUUUUCGCAAUCACUAUCAGAAACUAGAGAGCGUAUGUCUAAGUAACUUCUGUUUGCUUUCUUGGUUUGUCAGACACAAGUUUUCGCGCAGGCACAACCUGGCCUCUACGAAUGCUGUUCAGUUGUUCAGAAGCUCAGAUAAGUACGUUUUCUUUGGGAAAAAAUCUAAUGAACUUAAAGCUGUUGUGCUUGAAUCCUGUAUGUUUCUGAUCGUUUUGUUUAUUUAUUGGUAGAUAUGUAUUGGGUGCCGUUAGUGACUCGCUCAUCAGGUGUUCAUGAAUGUUACGUUAGAUUCUCGCGCUUUCGGUUAUAUUGGUUCAUUAUACGUUUCUGGGAAACUGCCCACCUACCCCUCCCCAAAGCCAACAUUAACACCUACUUCUCACUUAGGGCCAAGGUUGGCUUAGUGGAGGGGUUGGUGGGCAGUUUCCCGGAAACGUUUUUCCACUCUCACCGUUGCCCAAAAUACUUUGUUCUUGACUUUUUUCCCUCCUUCAAUGAUAAGCACAUUCGCGCUUUUUCAGGUUUAAGACUUUUGAGGAAGAAAUAAACAAGAAACCGGACACUUUAUACGUGGUGUCUUUUCGGGCAGUAAGUAUAAGCACUUUUAUUUUCAAGAAAUCUUUUGACUUGGCUAUCGUUUUCUGUGGGAAAGCGUUUUGUAAACCUUUUUGAUAUGCUUUGUUUCCAGGACCACCUGGUAUUUCCUGCUACAGAGUACAAUGCAACUCAACGGCCUAAGAUGUCGUUCAUGAUAAUGGCACCACCGAACAGUAAGUCGUCGUUGUUGCUGUUUGUUUAUUUGUGGCCUGCUCCAAAAAUCUCGCUGAUACAGUGUGUAAGGGAGGGUUAAAAGGUUUUUCUUAUCUUUUUUUAGGAACAGAAUGGCAGCAAGGACACAGCGUAAACACAGACGAGAUCAGUAUGAUGCAGAUAGACUGCCAAGUCAUGGACACAAAGAUUGUAAACAUCAAAAGAUCAAGCAUACCCGUGCAGCACUCGGACAGUUCACACUUUGGCACGCCGUCAGUUACCGUGCCCAAUGGGAACGCUUACGUGAAGCCCGCGAAAUAAAACGUCCUUACUCUUUUUCUAUGAUUGAACGUUUAAAGCAAUUAUAAGAGUUCGUUUUAUUUCACCGUUGGAUCCCGUCUCUUGAAAGUCUUGUUAACUUUGCUAGCUCAAAGCCAUAUUUUAAAAUCAAACGUAAGGAAUGAUAGUGCGGAUUCUUGCCCAAAGACCACUCCAAUUUAUUUCGUCAACUAGGAGCUUGAAAUAUUGAUUUUUUUUUUUCAAAAUAUUUAAUUUUGGAUGUGUAUUAUUACAUUUACAAACCGAAAGAACUCUCUGCCUUCACGAGUGUUUCAAGUGUGAAAAACGGAAGCUGAACUUUGAGUUGCGAAUUGUGUGCAAGAAUUUCUUGAGUGUGACCUUUCUAAUGACACUGGCACGUGUGUCAUGUGCACUGGCACGUGUGCCAUGUGCACUCACGCGUGCACAUGGCGGCUGUGAAGUAAACAAUCGUGUCAGAAACCCAUGAGAGUGUUGCCGUUCGAAUGUAAGAUGUUGUAGAGCGUCAUCCUCGUCACGUCUUGGUAAAACAGAAACUGUUGCCUUGUAGAAGUAUGUGCUUUACCUUUCUCGCCUCAUAGAAGGGGUUCCGGAAGCUGGGAAAUUUUUGCUGGUGAUAUUUGGAAUCCUGCAGAAUGCAGAAUACAGUUCAAAGAAUCCGUAAUCCCAUUAACGAUUGCAAUCCGGAAUCUAAAUUCCACUAACAAAAAAUCCGGGUUCCAGUACCCGGGUCCGAAAUCCAGAGCGAGGAUUCCUGAAUACAAGACUGUAUUGGAUUGGCUCGCGUUCACGGCGACAGAGUGUUCAUUAAAAUAUUUUGUAAUUUUUACUCGGGAAGGUGGAGGUUUUAGAAAGAAAAACUCUUCUUCAGUACAGUUUGUGAAAUAACUGUCCAUUACAAUGUUAUUAAACGCAUAAGCGUUUUAAAAAAAUUAUAAAUAGUUAUGAAGCAUCUUCAAUUUGCUUAAAGUGCAAGAAUGUAUCAUGCCAAAAAAAACAUUUAUUGUUCAAACGCCAAACGCCUUUUCGCAUCCACAACUUCACUAUAUAAGAUAGAAUUGCCAGCACCUUUGUAUAUGUUGUUCAUUGUGUAUUUCGCCGAGAUCUUUGUUUUUACGAGCCCGGCACCAUUUGUUGUGGAAUACCGAGUGUAAAGUGAGACAUUCUUGUAACUACUGUGUAUGAUGUUUAAUACAAGAAAAAACUAAACAACAUUUGUCAAAAAAAAAAAUAAACGAAGUAGAUAGCGCCGUUUUGUGCGUCAUUACUUUAUAUUAUCUGGGACCGG